This is a messenger RNA of Rosa rugosa (rugosa rose), 703 nucleotides long. RefSeq names its product C2 and GRAM domain-containing protein At1g03370-like. NCBI's taxonomy places the organism in Eukaryota, Viridiplantae, Streptophyta, Magnoliopsida, Rosales, Rosaceae. The coding region runs from base 5 to 235 and encodes 76 amino acids. The transcript has 2 exons. The record is from RefSeq and is a predicted model, not a curated record.
AUCUAUGGGUAGUCCAACUAUAGUCAUGACUCUGCGGCAAGGUAGAGGUAUGGAUGCAAGGCAUGGUGCAAAGACACAGGAUGAGGAAGGCAGGCUGAAGUUCCACUUCCAGUCCUUUGUAUCCUUCAAUGUAGCGAACAGGACAAUUAUGGCCCUGUGGAAGGCUAGAUCUGUGAGUCCUGAGCAGAAGGUGCAAAUAAUAGAAGAAUCAGAAAGUCAAGAAUCUCCAAACUGAAGAGAGUGGGUCUUUCUUGGGCCUUGAUGAUGUCAACAUGUAUAAGGUUUAUUCAUCCUUGCAUUCAGUUCUUGUGAGCACUUUCUCUUUGUACCAUACAUAUACCCUUUGUUGUUUUUCUUUCCUUCCCUUUUUGGUGCAAAUAUUCACGCAUGUGUUUUUUGGACCUGCAGUAUAGAUUCAUCCCCUGUUAUUCAUUCUUUACUGCAUAUUUGAUGAUUCUUGUGAUUGUUGAAUUUGUUGCAGAUCAUUAAUAGUUGGAGACAGGGUAGGGAACCCUUGAAGGUAUAAGGGUGGUAUGUUUAGGUGCUGGGUUUGCAAGGAAGAUGCUGCAAGUUGUGACCACGUACAGCAACCACUGCUAGUGCCCUUCAAGUUUGAAAAUAGCAUUACUCAAAGUUUGAUGAGUGCGUAAUAACGUGGACAUUUGAAUAUGUUAUGAUAUUUUUUGUGGUUACUUGAUGCGAA